Molecule: messenger RNA, 2129 nt
Organism: Molossus molossus (Pallas's mastiff bat)
Lineage: Eukaryota; Metazoa; Chordata; Mammalia; Chiroptera; Molossidae
Product: butyrophilin subfamily 2 member A2-like
Exons: 10
Coding region: 501-2114 (537 amino acids)
Biological process (GO): regulation of cytokine production; T cell receptor signaling pathway
Cellular component (GO): external side of plasma membrane
Molecular function (GO): signaling receptor binding
Source: RefSeq, a predicted model, not a curated record
CAUCGCCAGCCAGGUUUGGCAGAGAUCAUGGUAAAACUUAAUGUGGACGAAAACGUGCUACCUGGUAAUUUGGCAAGGACCCCUCAAAGCACAUGCACCACUCUGCUGAGACCACAAACCCUUUCCGAAUGAGGCACGAGGUCUCCACAGCAGCUGCUGCAGCAACUGGUGAGGAGUAGACUCGGGGAUGCCAUUGGCUGGCUGGCCCGCCGCCGGCCAAUCCUGGACUCCGAACGGUCACUGGAAAUCUUGGGAUUCCGGUCACAGAGGACACCGGGUCCCAGGUCGCCAGCCCCACACAGCACUUGAAGGAGCAGAGGACAAGUUUUCUUCUCCGGUCGGAACGGUGUUCUCUCCAGUCGUGACCGUGCCCAUGGAAGGAGCAAAGAGCGAGACUACCGGAAAUCACUGUUUGAGCGUCAGCGGAAGACGGAAGACGCCAAAGUGAAUUCCGCCAGGCCUGCAGUCCCGGCCUCCCCCGGGUGACUCCACUUGAGGCCAUGGAGCCGGCUGCUUCCCCGCAUGUCUCCCUGCCUGGCCCCCUGCUCUUCCUCCCGGUCCUGGGCCUGUCUGCACUGGUCUCAGCCCAGUUUACUGUCCUGGGGCCAGCUGAUCCCAUUCUGGCCAUGGUGGGAGAAAACACCCUGCUACGCUGUUGCCUGUCACCUGAGAAAAAUGCCCAGGACAUGGAGGUGCGGUGGUUCCGGUCUCAGUUCUCGCCCGCGGUGCUGGUGUACAAGGGGGGGCGUGAGAGGGCAGAGGAGCAGAUGGAGCAGUACCGAGGACGAACAACCUUUGUGAGUGAAGACAUUAGCAAGGGGAACGUGGCCCUCGUCAUUCGCAAUGUCAGAGUCCAUGACAACGGCAUCUACCGCUGUUAUUUCCAACAAGGCAGGUCCUACGAUGAGGCCAUCUUGCACCUGAUGGUGGCAGGCCUGGGCUCCACGCCCCUCAUUGAAAUGAAGGGCCACGAGGAUGGGGGCGUCCGGCUGGAGUGCACAUCCGUAGGGUGGUACCCAGAGCCCCACGCAGUGUGGAGGGACCCUUAUGGGGAGAUCAUGCCCGCCCUGGAGGAGGCUUACACUGAGGACACGGACGGCCUCUUCAGGGUCACCAUAGCUGUGAUCAUCAGGGACAGCUCUGUGAGGAACAUGUCCUGCUCCGUCAACAACACCCUGCUCGGCCAGGAGAAGGACUCUGUGAUCUUUAUUCCAGAAUCCUUUAUCCCCAGCACAUCUCUCUCUCCCUGUGCGGUGGCCCUGGCUGUCAUCCUGCCUGCUCUGCUCCUCCUCCUCCUCGCCAGCAUCUGUCUCAUCACGAAACUCCACAAGGAAAAAGGAACUCUGUCAGAGGAAAAAGAUUUUGAAACUAAAGGGAAAGAAAUUGCGUGUAAGGAACUGAAGAAAGAACGUGGGGAAAAAGAGAAAGAACGUCUAAUAAAAGAGCAACUUCAAGAGGAACUGCGAUGGAGAAGAGGCCUCUUGCAUGCUGCUGAUGUGGUCCUGGACCCAGACACCGCUCACCCUGAACUCUCCCUGUCAGAGGACCGGAGAAGCGUGAGGCGGGGCCCCUGCAGGCAGAGCGUGACUGACAACCCAGAGAGAUUCAACUGCUGGCCUUGUGUCCUGGGAGCAGAGAGCUUCUCCUCAGGCAGACACUACUGGGAGGUGGAGGUCGAAAACGUAAUGGUGUGGGCUGUGGGGGUGUGUAGAGACAGUGUGCAGAGGAAAGGGGAGGCUCUGCUGGUUCCUCAGAAUGGCUUCUGGACCCUGGAGAUGUUUGGAAACCAGUACCGGGUCCUGUCCUCUGCCGAGAAGAUUCUUCCCCUGAACGAGCGCCUGCGCCGGGUGGCCGUCUUCCUGGACUAUGAGUCUGGAGAUGUCUCCUUCUACAACAUGAGGGACCGGUCACACAUCUACACGUGUCCUCGCUCACUCUUCUCUGGGCCCCUGAGACCCUUCUUCAGGCUGGGGUCUGAUGACAGCCCACUGUUCAUCUGCCCAGCAUUCAAAGGGGCCCAGGGGGUCACAGUGCCUGAGGGUGGCCUGGUCCUUCACAGGGCGGGGAGCCCCCGCAGCCACCUGGACCAGUUCCCUGGUCUCAGAGCCCAGUAGAGAAGCCCUGGCCAU